AUGAGGAGCAACCAUAUGUCAGGUCGUGUGCAGACUGCAAUAGACUGUAGAGCCACCAUCAUCAUCAGCCUCUUCAUCACUUGGGCGUGCACAGGUCUGCUCCAUGCCAGCAUGCACGUGGCGUUCCACUCACACCCGUUUAAUUCAGAGAAGUGGCAUGCUUUGUGCAAAUUGGACGGGGAGCGACCACACACGCAGACACCUGAUGAAGGUGUGUGUUUAGUGGGACACCACUGCCCCCUCUAUGAAGAGGGCUUGAGCAGCAAAGGCAUCUGUCUGGCCGUGGUGCUCGAUGAGUUGAACCGGAGCGGCGGCGGGCGCUACGUUCGUACCGGAUAUCCACCCGACCCGGCCGGUUCGCCACGUCGUAUUCGGGGCCUGGCUAUGCUCCGGACGGAGGCGCACGCCUCGCGUCCUGCACACCGUGGGGGAAUGCUCAAGAAACCGCGGGAGAGAAGCCGAGACCGCCACAAACCUCGCAGCAAAGACAGUCGCUCCGAAAAAUCCGUAACCAUUAACCCUGCUCCUGCAGAGCCGUUGCUGGGUGACACCACUAUUCGGGGCGAGCAGGUUCAGGAUGACAACUGGGGUGAGACCACCACAGCCGUUACCGGCACAUCAGAACACAGCCUUUCUCAGGAAGACAUUGUUCGCAUCACAAAGGACUUGGAGGACAGUGUGGGGCUGGACUGCCGUCGCUAUUUUACACUCACCCUCGCUGUGAUACUGGGCCUCCUGGUCUUCCUGUCACCAUUGGCCUUCAUGGUCCUCCCUCACCUGCUCUGGCCAGAGAAGCUGCAAAGUUGCGGCACGGCCUGUGAAGGCCUCUUCAUCUCUGUGGCCUUCAAGUUGCUCAUCCUGCUGCUUGCUGUCUGGGCCCUCUACUUCCGGCCGCCACGAGCCAGCCUUCCACGGAUAUUUGUAUUUAGAGCACUCCUCGCUGUUCUGGUUUUUCUCUUCGUGGUCUCCUAUUGGUUGUUCUAUGGCGUAAGGAUACUAGAUUCACAGGAUGAAAACUACCAGGGGAUCGUGCAAUACGCUGUGUCACUAGUGGACGCCCUACUCUUCAUUCACUAUUUGGCCAUCGUGCUGCUGGAAUUGAGGCAGCUUCAGCCCUACUAUUCUGUGUGUGUCACACGUUCCACAGAUGGAGAGACCAGGCACUACAAUUUGGGGCAACUAAGUAUUCAGCGGGCAGCACUGGCCAUAUUGGAACACUACUACUGUGACUUUGCCAUCCAUAACCCGGCUUUGCUCUCCGCUUCCAAGUCACGCGCCGCCAAGCAUCUCGCUGGUCUCAAGGUGUACAAUGUGGAUGGAGACUUCCCAGCAGCCCCCACUGAAAGUCCGGGAAACAACGCGGCCGCAGGACUGGCACAUUCCCAGUCCAGAGCCAUGAUGGCAGCUGCUGCCCACUGCAGGGACUCGAGCCACAACGAACUCUACUAUGAGGAGGCUGAGCACGAGAGGCGUGUACGCAAACGUCGAGCCCGACUGGUGGUUGCAGUAGAGGAGGCCUUUACUCAUAUAAAGCACAUGAAGGACGAGGAACAGAAGAAAACUCCCGGAGACGUGAUGGACCCACGAGAAGCAGCACAAGCUAUCUUCCCAUCCAUGGCACGGGCCCUACAGAAGUACUUGAGGACAACCAAACAGCAGCACUGCCACAGCAUGGAGAGCAUCCAACAACACCUGGCUUUCUGCAUCAGCAACAACAUGUCACCUAAGGCCUUCCUGGAGAGUUACCUGAAGCCAGGCCCUACUCUACAGUACAGCCAGAACCACUGGUUGGCCCGCCAGUGGACGUUGGUCAGCGAAGCGUCAGUCACCAGUGGCCUGAGAGACGGCACAGUCUUUGUGUUGAAGUGCACGGACUUCGGUCUGGUGGUGACCGUCAAGAAAAUCCCCUACAUUCGCAUGUCGGAGGAAUACAUUGACCCAAAAUCACACAAGUUUGUCCUGCGCUUACAAUCAGAGACUUCAGUUUAG
This is a messenger RNA of Nerophis lumbriciformis (worm pipefish), 1989 nucleotides long. NCBI's taxonomy places the organism in Eukaryota, Metazoa, Chordata, Actinopteri, Syngnathiformes, Syngnathidae. The record is from RefSeq and is a predicted model, not a curated record.